AUGUCACUAUUGCGAAGUUUUGCUGGGCGGAUAGGCAGCGGUGCUGUUUCCCUAACGCAGAAAACCGCUUCGUCGAUAGCAAUCGGAGGGUCUUCUCUGUUCCGGCCCCGGCAGCAGCUGCAGCAGCAGACCGCCUCCUCGGGUCUGCAGCUGCAGUUUGUCCGUUACGCGACGAAGAAGGCUGCUUCGUCGAGGACGAAUGAUUAUAACUCGAAGGGAAAGCGAUUGGGUUUGAAGGCUGCUGAAGGUUCCUAUGUCCGUGUUGGUCAGAUCAUAUACAGACAGCGUGGCACGAAAUGGUUUCCCGGCGAAAACACAAUUAUCGGUAGAGACCACACCAUCAUCGCCAAAGAACCCGGCUUCGUCCGCUACUACCGUGACCCCUUCCACCCUUCGCGGCGCUUCGCCGGCGUCGCCCUCGCCCCUCACUUGAUGCUGCCCUCUCCGCACUGGCAACCACGACUGCGCAGGUUCGGACGCACGCCAAUCACCGAUCCUGAGCUGGCCGAGCACGAAAAGCAGAGACUGUCGCGUAAGGAGUACUUUGGAUGGAUCGAGAAGACGAAGCAGUAUGAAGCGCGGAAAGCGAAGCGCGAGGCAAAGAGUGCUGAGCAGGCUUCUGCUCCUGAGAGUGCGGGUGCGAGUGAGAGUGCGAGUGCGCCAGAUGCGACUGCUUAG
Messenger RNA from Myxozyma melibiosi, 678 nucleotides. RefSeq names its product ribosomal L27 protein-domain-containing protein. Gene Ontology annotation, molecular function: structural constituent of ribosome. Gene Ontology annotation, biological process: translation. The transcript has 3 exons. NCBI's taxonomy places the organism in Eukaryota, Fungi, Ascomycota, Lipomycetes, Lipomycetales, Lipomycetaceae. The record is from RefSeq and is a predicted model, not a curated record. The coding region runs from base 1 to 678 and encodes 225 amino acids. Gene Ontology annotation, cellular component: mitochondrial large ribosomal subunit; ribosome.